Molecule: messenger RNA, 288 nt
Organism: Phytophthora sojae
Lineage: Eukaryota; Oomycota; Peronosporomycetes; Peronosporales; Peronosporaceae
Exons: 2
Coding region: 1-288 (95 amino acids)
Source: RefSeq, a predicted model, not a curated record
AUGCUGAAGAACUGUCAUUUCCUGGUCAGCGAGGCGCUGCGCGGACGCCACACGGAGAGCCCAGACGAGGCCAAGACCAAACAAGUGCGGACGCCAACGAGAGAAACCAAUAACAGCGGCUGUGUCGACGAGGAGCAGACGCAACAAAACAAUCAAACCGCCACACGGAGAGCCCAGACAGCAGAGGCCAAGACCAAACAGAGCGGACCGCCACACGGAGAGCCUAGGCGCAAGACGCAGAGACCAAGAACACAGAGUUCGGACGCAAGACGCAGAGACCAGAGAUGA